Pieris napi is the source of this 2513-nucleotide messenger RNA. RefSeq lists its product as uncharacterized. The record is from RefSeq and is a predicted model, not a curated record. Bases 93 to 1427 code for a protein of 444 amino acids. The transcript has 4 exons. NCBI's taxonomy places the organism in Eukaryota, Metazoa, Arthropoda, Insecta, Lepidoptera, Pieridae.
UGCUAUUUACUAAACUGUUUUAGUUUACUUAAUAAUAACCGUGGUUAAGACGCGUAAGCCAAUGCUCUGAGCCUGAACAAAAACUGAACUCAAUGGAGUCACCAAAGAUUGUCUACAAAUAUUACUCCAACCCGGCGUUCUGCGCAAGUGAAUAUGCCCAGAAAUGCACAAGAAUUGUGUCACCGGAACGCAAGCGGGUCCCACCACUUGGCACAAACACACCACGCUCGGACAAACGUAUACUACGAACAGAUAUAUCCGAUAAUCCUCUACGUAUAUCAAGACUCAAAGACAUGCCUCCUGAACUGCCCCCGAAACCCGCCAGGUUCCACCGUCAAGCUUCCUUGAUGUGUAAGCCGACGCGUGCGAUCGUACAUUGCAGAUCACGUAGCGAGGAUUUAGAGAUGGCCCAACUGAAGCAGCAACAAGAGCUCUCGUUACGCUAUGACAGCUAUGACACAGACUAUUCACCAACCAAAAAACGCAUCAUCGAGGCUGAUGAAAGCGAGAUCGAGGAGUACAACGUGGAUGCACCAGAUCUGAACGAACUGAAGGCGAUACCAAGCGAAAUAGUUAAGACUGUGAAUGGGAAAACUUUAAGGUACGCGAUCGUCCCUGAUGAAGACAUAGCUUCGAAGAUUGCGACCCAGAAGCUCCACGAACUCUUAUCAACCCCAAGGAAGCUGAAGAGCUACGGCAGUCAACCAUCAGUGCGUAGUCCAAAACAGAGGACCCCCAUUAAACUGGUAUCAAGUACGCCGACGAAUAUGACACCGUCGAAAUCUUGCGCCAAUUUGAGUACCACAUCACCAAUUUCCCCUAAAGCCCAACAGAAGCUGAAUUAUGGCCUGCCGGAGUUUGAUAGACAUGAUGUGUUUGUUAGAGAGAAGAGAGACAGGACUACGGCUGUUAUUAUGCCACGGGUAGCUGAAGCCCCAUCUACAUACUCCGAAGACACAUAUAAGUCUUUGAGUUUUAAACAAAAUGGCGCUGCUGCUUCUCUAACCAUUGCUGCAUUAAUGUUGACGCUCUGCGGCGGUUUGACAACAGGACUUAGUUUCUACAUGAUGUAUUCUUUGGGACGCCGUUACUACCUGGACUUUGGCGUUCUUUCCGGUUUCACCUGCUUCCUGCUUGGUUUAUUAGGCCUUAGAUCAAGACGUAACCAACUUUUGCCAAAUAGGAAUUAUAUUUCCGGUUACAUCGUGUUAUCGUCGUUCUCGCUCCUCAGCGCUUUUGGUCUACUACUCCUCCUCUGCAUCCAGCCGAAGUCUGGAACAGCUCUGAACGACAUCACCUCUGGUGCUGUGUGCAGCAUCAGUGUUCUAUCUUUGGGCCUGUCUACUAUUGGUAUACUGGCUUCGUACUGCUGUGCGAGGGACCCACCAGAUAAUAGAGUUGGGGUAGGGACAGCAAGAUGGUAUUAGACACGAGACAAUUUUGAAAUCAGUCCAUCCCUAUAUGAUUUUUUUAUAGACUUAAAAGAACUAGAGAAAAUGUUCUGUAUUUAUUGAUUUAAGAUAUUUAUUGGAAUAGAUAAUUAUCUAUUACUUCAUCGUCGAUAUAGCAUCAACCACAAAGAUAGUUUUAGUUUAGAUUGUAAAACCAAAUAAUUAUAAAAGUUAAUGCGACAGUUUAAAAGCAAAUAGUGGUAAUGAUAUAUCUAUCUAGUAAUAUUUACGCGAAAAGAGUGGUACGUUACUUAUUACGUUCUAGACAUUCGUCAAAAUUACCGUGGUAAUCUGCGGUUGUAUCGUCCGUAAUUAUAUUUAAUCAGUGAAACAAUUGUAUACGCUUUUUCUCUUCAGUGUAAUGAGUUUAGUACUUUUUUUUAACUAUUAAACUUAAUACAUUACAUCGACGAAAAGGAAAAAAUAUUUAUAAAUUACUAUGGAAGUAAUGUUCUUAUUAGUACACUUAGCUCUGGGGGCAGGGUAUUGAAACAAACGCGUUGUCAAUUGUCAGGCGGUAGAGUAUAGAGUGUAUCACUGGCGAUUAUUUUGGUUCUUCUGGGUUUUUAUUUCCAGUUGGAUGAGUGUAAAUGUGGUAAUGGGUUGUUAAGAUAAUCGUAUUUAAAGUUGUCAAUCAAAGACUAGCUUCUGUUGUUUUUGGUAAAGGAAACUUUUUAACUUAUAUGUGGAGCUAAAGGUAUUCAAUUUGGCGCGAAAUUAUUAAAACCGCUAUCUAGGGGACAAUUAAGUAACGCCUGAACCCAAUAAUUAAUCCACUAUCUCAGAUUGAAAACAAACUGAGAUCAGACCGUGACUGUCGAUCGAUCUGCUACCUGCAUCCCAAUAACCAAACCCUACGAAGACAAUCCAUUUUUGGCGACGGAUGAAAUGCUCUUUGUCGUUCCAUUUUACCGAGUUUUCACUCAUAUUUGAUCAAUGUAAGCCAAAUAAAGUGAAUAAUCAGUUAAUUAUUUUAAAAUUUGUUAAAAUAAUUAACUGUUGAAAUCGACCUUUCGUCAACUGUCAUUUUCAUACAAAGGUCUAUCCACAGUCAUCGAUCCG